CGGCCAACUACAACUUCUCUCACUUUGCUCAUUGCCUUUCCUUUGUUUUGCAACCUCAAUUCUACCGAGAGCCGUCAGCAAUCCUGCACGAUGGCGUCUCCUAGACUCCCAUUUCUGUACCCGAACCUAAUGCGCGCAGUCAAGUCCUGCGAGCCUUCUACGUAUCGCUCCCUCCGCGUCCCCUCGAAUGCCCGACCUCCCCGGCCUUCUCGAGCCGCCUUCCAUACAACCCGGCGAAGCGCCCAAGGCUCAAUUCAGCGGCGGUACGGCCCGGCUGUUGAACCCAAUAUACCUCCACCGUCUCGACCGACGGACGAGUCCACCGUAAACCAGGAUCCCGAGUCUCCGCCACCGGAGAAGAAGAGUGAUGCGAAUUCUCCAUCGGAACAGUCACAGUCACAAUCGCAGUCUCGCGACACCGCCGAGAAUGCACCAGCGGAAUCCUCCCAAGUAGACUCCGAGAAGGCGGCACAGUCAGCCGAGAGCAAGGAGGCAGAUGAGCAACAAGUUGAACCUGAAGAGGAGGAAGAGGACCGCGCAGAACCGGAAGUUCUCGAGGCAAAGCAACCAAUUCCAUCCGAUUCCAAGGAACCUCAAUCCGAGGAGCGACGCAACGCUCCGAUUUUCGACGGGAAUCCGCUCGACGGGGUUCUACAUAUGCCUUCGCCGUCAGCAUACCUCACGCCCACAGCCUCGCCGCCUCAACAAGCUCCACACAUGGCCCCGCCGCCGUACGUGCACCAUUUCGAUACGUAUAGUCUUGUGCAGGAUCUUGCGACUGGCGGGUUUUCGGACAAGCAGUCUGUGACGAUCAUGAAAGCAGUGCGGACCAUAUUGCAGAACAACCUCGACUUUGCGAAGCAGAAUCUCACUUCGAAGUCGGAUGUUGAGAAUGAAACGUACCUUUUCAAGGCAGCUUGCUCGGAGCUGCAGUCUAGCUUGCAGACGGCUAGGAAUUCGGAGGUUCAGCGACAGCGGGCCUCACGAACGUCAUUGCAGCAUGAAUCUGAUAUCCUUUCGCAGCGGACAAACCAGGAGCUUGCUGGCCUGAAGGAUGACAUUAAGGGGAUGUUCAAUGACCACAAGAUGACCGUUCGUGAAUUACAACGGAGCAUUGAUACCUCGGUGCAGGAGCUCAACUAUAAGAUCACCGUCUCGUUGAACAGUGAUAGUAAGAGUGAGAUUGAGGGUCUGCGGUGGAUCCUUACACGGAGGGCAGCAUUGGCAAUUGCCAUUAGUGCUUUUAUGAUUCUCCUCUUCCUUCGAUACUCAUCUACUCACCGGGCCCAGAAUACCCCUGAAAAGAAGGAGACGCCUCCAAAGGAAACAAAAGAAGCCCAAAAAUCCUCUGAAGCAUCGCACCGUCCUCAAGACGCAGUUCCAGUGACCCAUCUGAGCGAAUCUCUUGGUUGAGAUUCUUCAAAUCGGGACUCAGACAUUCCUUCGAUCCUGUACACUAUUGUUUUACCAUUCGAUUUUGUCAUUAGACUUAUACAGGUCUUUGCUGGGCGUUCUAGGACUUUUUAUAUUAUCUCCAUCUUUAAGCAUAUUUCCUUUGUUUGCCCGUUAUAAUACAUCCACCAUCUCUAUCUAUGCUGUGCCCUUGACCUGGCUAGAACUGUGUUCAAUACGCUGUCUGAUACCCACAAUGUCAACUAGGUAGAUGUUCAUGAGAAUAGAUAUGCUCAUAAAUCCAACACUCGGAUUGUAGCUUAAAUGGUCGAAAUACCAUAUUGUCCU
Aspergillus versicolor CBS 583.65 is the source of this 1740-nucleotide messenger RNA. RefSeq names its product CCDC90 family protein. Lineage: Eukaryota; Fungi; Ascomycota; Eurotiomycetes; Eurotiales; Aspergillaceae. The transcript has 2 exons. Gene Ontology annotation, cellular component: mitochondrion. Bases 91 to 1413 code for a protein of 440 amino acids. The record is from RefSeq and is a predicted model, not a curated record.